AUGAUUCCGAUCGUUUUGACGACAUGGACGCUGGAUAAACUGAAAAAGCCUGCAUUUGAAGAAAAGUCGUCUACAGAAGUCGCCUAUGCUGGAAAGGUGUAUUCAUUUGCAGCCAUUCAGGACCAGGCCACAGAUCUCGAGAGAUGUGGCAACGAAAUAUGGGUUUUGCUAGGGCCAACGGGAAGCGGCAAAACGACAACUUUGAAAAAGUAUUUAAACAUCUUCAGUGCCCUCAAUGGCCAGAUGUCAGCCUGUGAGGUCAGCUGCAACACCUUCUUUGUGGACUUACUAGAUAACAAGACCAGAAAGCUGUACUUGAGUCACAUGCCCGUGGAAAAGCAGCUCAAGAGGUGCCCGUGCUCAGAGGAGAAUAUCAAAAAAGUGCUUUCCUUGAGGAAUACCGCCUCGACAAAGACAAACGCCCAUUCGAGUCGUUCUUGUAUGCUAGUGACAUUGAAGGCAGAGUGUGGAAACCUUACUAUCCUUGAUAUGAUGGGGAACGAGAAGUUCGAAGCCAAUGCCGCCACUUCAAACUCUUUUGCUAAUCUGAACGUUUCUUCCAUCACACAGGCUUUGCUUAACAGAACCAGCAACAAGAGAUCUUCCAACCUCGUCACCAACAUGAUCUUCAACGACCACAGUCUGCUGAAGUUGAAGUUUGUGUUGCAUUUGGACAAAACGGGAGACAAGGCUUUGAUCAAGUCCUCGUUGAACAAUAUUGCUGAUGUGGUGAAGGGAUUCAGAAUGAAUGAGAAACCGAAAAUGGCUACCACAAAACCUCAAGCUCUACCGCUGUAUGCUAGAACUACUGCAGCGUCAUUGAGUCCAAAGAAGAGAGCUGUAAAGAGGCCAUCGAUGGUACCAUCUAAACAGCCCUUGAAGCAGCCCAAACUCAAUAUUCCCAAGAUGCCAGCAUCCAAAGCUCAGAAUGCCAAACCUUCGGUUUCCACUAACGAGCCGACUUUCAUGCAAAAGUUACGGCAGGCUCAGAAGGACGAUACAAAGGCGGAGAAGAAGGAAAAGGAGAGGCAGAAGAGAGACGAGAAAGUAGGCCAGAUCCAAGAAGAGGUGAAUGGCUUGAAAGACGAGGUUAAAAAAGCACGGCUAGCGACUGUUCCUUUAAAGGAGCAGAUUGCCAGAUUCAAGCAGUUGUUUGAAGAAGCCGCAGAAGAACUGAGUUUGCUUCGUCUGGGAAAGAGCGAUUUAGAACUGGAUUUACUGAAGAAGGCAGAGGAAAUCAUAACCGCUAAUUCUGCCAGAGUGCAAUCUGAAGAAACGGCACAAAAAAUUAAAACGGAGAUGGAAGCAGCAGAACAGAGUUUUAAAGCCAAGACUGAUGAAAACGAACAGCUUCAGAAACAAAUCCAAGAGCAGAUUGCCCUUCUCAGUCAGAAAGGCGAUGAGUUGAACAAGCAGAUUGAGGAUAAGAAUAGCCGGGUUGUGGAGCUUGAAGAAGAUAUAAAGAAGGUAAAGCUUGAGAGAGAUGAGGAAGUUGCCGGCCUUCAAAGCAGGCUUAAGUCACUGGACAAGAUGCUUCAGGAAGAAAAAGAGAAUUACAGACUUUUCGAGGAAAAGCUACCUAAAGAAGGAGUAAUUUUCAAACGUGUGGGUGAUGGUUUUGAAGAGAUUUCUCAGGAUUCCAUAAGCUCAGCUGUUGAACUAGCCGAGCUUCAGCUGUCCUACGAUACCCUCAAAGACGAGAUGAAGAAGCAAGAAGAAUCACACAAGGAAAACCACGAGUUCUUAAAAAAGAAGAUCAAAAACUUGCGAAUCGAUAACGAACAUCUUGAAAAGAAGUACGAGAAAGCCCUGAAUCUGAUCAAAAAGUGGAAAGGUCGGAACGAGACUUUGGCUAGUGACAUAAAAACCAUGGAGUCAACCGAAGCAGCCCAAAAGAGCCGAAUUUCAGAACUUGAAGAAAAAGUCAAGGAACUCGAGAAAUACAAAUCUAAAUGUGAACAUCUCGACUGCAAUCUCCAGGAACUCAGGACCCUGUCUCAUGAGGAGGAGAACCGCCUUCGAACCAAGGUUACGGAUUACAAGCAAAAGUACAAAAAGCUUUUAAAUGAGCAGACCGUGCCCAGUUUGUUCCGUCCUGUAAUUCAUGAGGAUACCGAUUACAAGACGUAUCUCAAGGAGAAGAGGAAAAACGAAAUCCAAAGCAGUCCUCUCAAGGAGGCUAAUACCAACAGAGAACAGAACAAGAGGCAUUCUCUUAAUGAGCCGCUCAAAGUAACGGCAUGA
This is a messenger RNA of Candidozyma duobushaemuli, 2244 nucleotides long. RefSeq lists its product as uncharacterized. Lineage: Eukaryota; Fungi; Ascomycota; Pichiomycetes; Serinales; Metschnikowiaceae. The record is from RefSeq and is a predicted model, not a curated record. The coding region runs from base 1 to 2244 and encodes 747 amino acids. The transcript has a single exon.